GAUUUCUUUUUGUCUUCUUUUUACUUUUUCUUGAUUCUUCCUUUUCUUCUUUGUUUUCUUCUGUUUGAGGGAAAUUUCUUUGAUCUUUGUGGUUUGAUCCUGGCCGGUUGUCUUGUGAUGGUUGUUAACCCUUCUGUUUCCGGUUCUAUUCCGGCUUCUGUUUCUGGCUCCGUUCCGGUCGUCGCUUCUGGUUCUGUUCUGGUCACGGUUUCUGGCUCUGAUCUGGUCAUGGCUUCGGCUUCUGGUUCUUUUCCGGUUGCUGCUUCCGGCUCUACUCCGUUCUCUGCUUCCGGUUUCGCUCCAUCCUCUGGUUCCGGCUCUGUUCUGGCCUCUGCCUCUGGUGGCCCUUCCGUUGAUGACAUGGGUGUCCUUCCCUCUUCUUCUGCGCAGCUCCUCCAAACGGUGCCCCAAUUCCAACUGCCGAGAUCGUGAAAAGAGGCGAGACAGGGAACGCUACUUGGGAUGCUACAAUUGCCAGCAUGAGGAGGAAGCCAAGGAGCGUGAGUGUGCGUGGUUGGAGAAAUUCGCAGAUCGAGAUCGUGAGAAGGAGUUGAAGGUCAUUAAAGAAGAGUACAUUGGAUCAAAAUCCUCACAAGGCCCAGCUCGAGGGUUCCUAGCCGGAGCUUGUUGUCAAGAAUGUGAGAGAGAUGUAUGUAGUCCCUUGCUAAGUUGAUUGUGCUUGAUGGCAUCUCUGAGUUUGAGAGCAUGGAUGUUGUUGUGUAGGUUUAAACUGAUCCAAAGUUCAAGAAAGUUUAUGAUUAAGGUUCAAUGCAUGUUCCUUUGGGUAGAUCUCUGGUUGAAGUAGAGUAAGGAUUGGGCAGCUUUUGAGGAUCAGAGGAUUCUGUUAUAGCUAUUCACAGUUGGAGUAGUUUUGUAAAUGCGGAGAUUCUUAAGGUUUAUGAUGCUGGUUCCCAUUGUCUGUAUAUUUUCUGCAACUCAUUGGUACUUUGGAUUCCUGCUGCUUGCAUGCUAAGGUUGAUCUUAUUUAGAUACGAGGGAAGAGCAAAGGUAUGAUAAACCUGUGUUGUUAGUUUAAGAAUGCUAUGAUGUAUUAAAAAAGAAGAAAGAACUUAUCCCUUUUGCUGCUUUUGUCUUGAAGUGUCCAAUUCUUUGUAGCGCAUAUUGCAUAGCU
Rubroshorea leprosula is the source of this 1132-nucleotide messenger RNA. The record is from the annotation of a GenBank genome assembly. NCBI's taxonomy places the organism in Eukaryota, Viridiplantae, Streptophyta, Magnoliopsida, Malvales, Dipterocarpaceae.